GGCAAAGAGCUACGUGCAGGUAAAAGGAACAAGCGACACAAAACAGAAAACAUUUAUCCUGGCAGAAAGCGAAGCGUGCGAUGGAAACAGACCGUCCGGUGAAACCUUUUCGUGCGGCAGAACCUCAAAGGCGACGCGUUUAAGUCGGUGAAAGAGGAACAACACCUUCAGCUUCUUGGAAGAAAGUGCUGUUGUGUCAACCAUCGCUUGACUCCCGGGGCACGCUUUGUACAGCAAGAAACUUGGACAGCUGCGCGUUUUCAAGCAAGCCAUCAACAAAGAAUGAAAGCAUUCAAACGAGCUCUGGAAGAAGAGCAUCGCCCGGAGCAGGAGCACUCCUCGGCUGUGUCGGACAGUGAUGACGGCUCCCCGCUCGACCUGUCGGGAAGAGGGCUGUUUGGGAAGCGCCGUCGCCGCGGCAACCUGCCCAAGGAGGCGGUGCAGAUUCUGCGGAGCUGGCUGUACGAGCACCGCUUCAACGCCUACCCGUCGGAGCAGGAGAAGCUCAGCCUGUCGGGCCAGACCAACCUUUCUGUGCUGCAGAUAUGUAACUGGUUCAUCAAUGCACGCCGCCGCCUCCUCCCUGACCUACUUCGCAAGGAUGGCAAAGAUCCCACCAAGUUCACCAUCUCCCGCAAGGUUGGUGGUAAAAGUGAAGGCCACUCGUCUAAUGGAGGCGGAGCCAGUUCUCCAGAAAGCAGCUCUUCUACCGGCUCAUCUCAACAACGCCCAUCGGUCAUCCGCUCUGCCCCUACGUUGGACCUCAGUCUUCUUGGGAGCACGGCAACAGCAAUUCUGACAGGAGCAGGGUACCCUGGUAAGGAGGGAUCGGUCCAGGCGUUGAUGAGGCUGGACACGCAAAGACUGCUGAGAGAAGCAGAGGAACAGGGUGCGUGUCUCACCAGCACAGCAAUGGCAGCUAGCCCCACCAGUGGCUUCUUCAACACACCUCCCCCGACUCCCCCCGAGCUCUUCCCUACCCAGGACUUCAGCGACUUGAGGCUCCUGGUCGACGCAGCUCUGCAGAGGGCAGCAGAGCAGGAGAACCUGAAGAGACUCCAGGAGAGCCAGAAGAGACCUACAGAGGCUGUAAAGACUGAACAGGUGGAGGCACAGUGCAGUGCUUACAGCAGUGACAUGGGACCCACGCCGCCUCCAGAGGACAGCCAACAAGUCAUGGAUGCUUCCACGGUGCAGAGUCUGAUGGAGAAGGCUAUGGCUGCUCCAGUGUCAGUUGCAACUCCAGUAAAGGAUCCCGUGCCUCUAUCAUUACCAGCCUCUGUACCAGUCCCAACUACAGUGUUGGUCUCAGCACCCAGACUGUCUCCUCUCACGAUCAAUAAAGUCAUCUGGAGCCCCUUGGAGGAGGACACUGUCAGAGCCUCCAGCCCAAACCAGUCUCCGCUCCUCCCAGCUCAUCUGCCAACCUUAGUGCCAGUGUUAGGACGGCCGAAUUCUCAGAAACCUGCUUCUGCUCCAGCCCCAAGCUCAGUACUGGCCCCACUGCCCACUACAAGUCCUACAAGUGCACCAGCUACAAGGCCAGUCUCAGUGCCGUCACCAGCUCUUCUCCCAGCCACAAGUUCCACAUCUGUCACCGCUCCAAGCCAGGCUUCUUCCCACACUGCAGCCCUUGUUUCAGCUGCUCCUUCUCCAACCAUCACCUCCUUUACAGCCCCCAAAGGAAUCCCACUUUACCUGCCGUUCCACAAAUCCCCCUUAAUCCCAGUCACAGUUCCAUGUCCAUCACCGGUGUCAACCGUGGAGUCAUCUCCAGCCCCUGUACACACCCCAGUCUUUGCCUCUGCCCAAACUCCAGCUCCUCUCCCCGCCUCAACCCCAACAUCCUCCUCUACACCAACAAGUACACCUCUUCCGGGAUUGGCUUCCCACCUCACUACUCCUCCUCUUCAGCCCUCCACAAGCAGCAGCAGUAUUAGUAGUAGUGCGCAGAGGAAUUCAGCAGUGGUUCCCAGUGUUUGGAGCAUGGUCCAUACUGAUACCAGGCAACCCAGUUCUCUUCAAGUGGACUUCAAGACCCCCAUCACCACAGUGUGGGGCCCGCAGCACAGCCUGCAUGCAGUGAGUGAAACUGUUAACUAGUAGCUGGAAGUUGGCCCCUUUUUAAAAAAAUAAAAAAUAAAAAAUUUAUAUAUAUCUGGGGAGGAGAGAGGCCAAACAUUCCCUUUGGCUGGACAACACUGUAUAUAGGAGAAUGUAUCGUCAUCAGCAGUCCCUUGUUUGUCAUUUAAAGCAUGUGCCUGCAGAAUACAGGGAAUGAAAUGUGUGAGCUGGGACAAACACGAGGGGUUACAGAGACUUGCUGUUUCAAGCAACUUUUUAUUGUUUAAAUAUGCGGUUCUUGAUGGAGGCACCUGCUGGUGAGAACACUUUGAUGCCAUUCCUCGAAAUGAAUUCCUCAGUGCUGAGUAUUGUACAACGCUUUCCACAUUACGGUUUAUGAA
This is a messenger RNA of Micropterus salmoides (largemouth bass), 2465 nucleotides long. Its product is annotated as flocculation protein FLO11. The coding region runs from base 283 to 2103 and encodes 606 amino acids. The transcript has 3 exons. Gene Ontology annotation, biological process: regulation of transcription by RNA polymerase II. The record is from RefSeq and is a predicted model, not a curated record. Lineage: Eukaryota; Metazoa; Chordata; Actinopteri; Centrarchiformes; Centrarchidae. Gene Ontology annotation, molecular function: DNA-binding transcription factor activity, RNA polymerase II-specific; RNA polymerase II cis-regulatory region sequence-specific DNA binding.